AUGGCACCUCGCUACGGCGCUCUCGGCGCAACUUUCCAACUCGCGCGUAUUUUCCAAAUCUGUUCACUGAUAGCCAUCAUCGGCAUGACCGCCAAUUUCAUCGCCUCGAUAAUCAAUAACAAUGCCACUCCACCGAAUAUUCUCAUCGGAACUAUCAGCGUGACUUGCAUCGCCGUGAUAUACUGCAUCAUCACGGGUAUUCUCUACUUUGACGAUAUCCUCCCUUUCCUCCCCUGCGCCAUCAUCGACCUCUUCCUUCUGGUGGCACUCAUUGUGGUAGCAGUGAUCAUGGGAAAGCCCCUCUCCUAUCUACAAUGCUCGUCGCUGUCCUCACUGGGAUUCAAAGAUGCCACAAUCUACGCCUUUGCGUCCCGUCUGUCCAGCGUUGUGGCCAGUCUCAGUGGCAAGAUCGAUUUUGUUGCUUGGAUCGGAGCGUCCAAGACAAUUUGUUUGGAGACCAAGGCUAUUUGGGGACUGAGUAUUGCGCUGUGGUAA
This is a messenger RNA of Penicillium oxalicum, 495 nucleotides long. RefSeq lists its product as uncharacterized. Bases 1 to 495 code for a protein of 164 amino acids. The record is from RefSeq and is a predicted model, not a curated record. NCBI's taxonomy places the organism in Eukaryota, Fungi, Ascomycota, Eurotiomycetes, Eurotiales, Aspergillaceae. The transcript is spliced from 2 exons.